AUGUCUCAGAAGGAAAGCAGUGCUUCUGUUUUGACUGCAGCGCCAGCCAACGAUUCUGGCGACGAAUACCUCUCACAGGAGGAAGAAGUAUUCGAUGGUAACGAUAUCGAAAACAAUGAGAACAAGGUCUAUGAAGAGUCGCUGGACCUGGAUCUGUCUCGUAGCAACAGGAAAGUGUGGUUAGUUCGCUUACCCAUGUUUCUCGCUGAGAAAUGGAGAGAUCGUAAUAACAUCCACGGCCAAGAACUCGGGAAGAUCAGAAUAAACAAGGAUGGAAGUAAGAUCAAGCUGGUCCUCAACGAAAACGAUAACGAUACGAUACCGCAUGAAUACGACCUGGAACUGACAAAGAAGGUUGUGGAGAAUGAGUACAUUUUCACCGAACAAAACUUGAAGAAGUACCAACAGAGGGUCAAAGAGUUGGCUUCUGACCCGGAGAAGCAAAGACAGGCCUAUCUGAAGAAACAGGAGCGGGAGGAAGAACUCAAAAAGAGACAGCAACAGCUAAAACGCAGAAACAACCGCAGAAAGUUCAACCAUAGGGUCAUGACCGACCGAGAUGGGAGAGACAGGUAUAUCCCAUACGUCAAGACGAUCCCCAAGAAGACCUCGAUUGUCGGGACGGUGUGCCACGAAUGUCAAGUGAUGCCAUCGAUGGACGACCCUAACUACCACAAGAUCGUCGAGCAGAGAAGGAACAUUGUCAAGAACUACAACAAGGAGAGAAUCACCACCUUGGACCAAACGGUAGGUGUCACGAUGAGCCACACCGGUAUGUCCAUGAGAUCAGACACUUCCAACUUCUUGAAAGUCGGUCGUGAGAAGGCAAAGAGCAGCACGAAGUAUAUCCGUAUGCCCAAGAAGGAAAUUCUGGACUACCUGUUCAAGCUAUUCGAUGAGUACGACUACUGGUCCCUCAAAGGUCUAAAAGAGAGAACCAGACAACCCGAGGCUCAUCUAAAGGACUGUCUUGACAAGGUUGCCACAUUGGUCAAGAAGGGGCCUUACGCUUUUAAGUAUACCUUAAGACCGGAGUACAAGAGACUCAAGGAAGAGGAAAGAAAGGCCACACUUGGCGAGCUUGCCGAUGACCAGACGGGCAGCGGCGACGGCUCCGGUUUCAACUCCUACGAUGACCAGAAUCAACGUGAGGACGGUGAAGGUGAAGAUGAAAUUGAAAUGGAAGAUAUCGUGUGA
This is a messenger RNA of Torulaspora globosa, 1197 nucleotides long. RefSeq names its product transcription factor IIF subunit TFG2 (gene TFG2). The transcript has a single exon. Gene Ontology annotation, cellular component: transcription factor TFIIF complex. The record is from RefSeq and is a predicted model, not a curated record. Gene Ontology annotation, biological process: transcription initiation at RNA polymerase II promoter; transcription by RNA polymerase II. NCBI's taxonomy places the organism in Eukaryota, Fungi, Ascomycota, Saccharomycetes, Saccharomycetales, Saccharomycetaceae. The coding region runs from base 1 to 1197 and encodes 398 amino acids.